GGCACAGCAGAUAACGGAACAUUUAGAGAGUGAUCCGUCAGAGUUAGGACAACCUGUGUAGGACAACCUUUGUAGGACAACCUGUGUAGGACAACCUGUGUAGGACAACCUGUGUAGGACAACCUGUGUAGGACAACCUGUGUAGGACAACCUAUGUAGACAACCUGUAUGACGUCAUUGCUCACGAGAUCAGGCGACGUCAUGGUGCCAGAGCUACUCGCUACCUGUCUGCUCCUGUCUCUGCUACCUGGUGCUCACGCAGGUGACGUCAUCGUUGAGACCGGGUAUGGCCGCAUACGUGGGGUCAGCUCGACCUUAGCCGUGUCUUUCAGGGGCGUGCCCUACGCCAGACCCCCCGUGGGGGCACUCAGAUGGACUCUGCCUCUGCCCCCCAAUGCCUGGGCACCGAACAUUCUGGAUGCUGACCAGGAUCCGCCUGGGUGUCCACAAAUUGGAUGCGAGCCACAAUAUCUCUGUCCUAAGACGACUUCAGAGGACUGUCUAUACAUGAACAUCUUCACACCCCUACUCGCCAAGAAUGGGUCCAACCUGCCAGUCAUGGUCAACAUUCACGGCGGCAACUUUUUCUUCAUGAGUGGGGCGAGUCCAAUAUUUGACGGGGAGGUUUUUGUUCAGAGAGGCAAUGUCAUACUGGUCAACAUCAACUACAGAUUAGGUGCCCUGGGUUUCCUAGUGACGGGCAGCAGACAGGAAGACGCCCGAGGGAACUACGGCUUGUACGACCAGAUCGAGGCUCUCAAGUGGAUCAGAGACAACAUCCGGUCGUUUGGCGGGAAUCCGAACCAGGUGACCUUGUUCGGCCAGAGUGCCGGCGCCCAGUCAACCCUGCAGCACAUGACGUCAGCAGAGAGUGCUGACCUUUUCCACAAGGUCAUCAUCGAGAGUUCGCCCAUUGCCCUUCCCUACAAGACUUACGCCGAGGCUUUUGUACUGGGUGGGCUGUUGGCUGAGGCAUUGGGUUGUCAGGUUGAAGAUGUGACGUGUCUCAGAAGUAGGUCAGCUGAUGACGUAGCCAAGGCCGCCUUUGACACCCGGGCCAAGGUCGCGUCCUUGAAGUUCCUGGAGAUGUUUGAGCCGUUCAACCCGUACAUCGAUGGUCAGCUGGUCACGGGCCAGCCUCUGGACGUGUACAGCCGAGGUGAGUUCAGCAGGAAGCCAAUGGUGGUGGGCAACACCCGCGAGGAGACGGUCCUCUACAUCUACGGCAGCUACAACAAGAGCAUGGACAUUGAGGACUACUUGGCGCUGAUAGGGGUCACCAGGCCAGGCCAGUUGCUACAGAUCGUGCAGCACUACCCGCCCACCGCCUCGUCACGUGACCAGAGGGAGGUGCUGGUCAACAUCAGCACCGACCUGGUCUUCAAGUGCCCGACCCGGAACCUGACCCGUACAGCGCUGACCCGGGGUCUGCAGGACGUCUGGUUCUACGUCUUCGACCACGCCCUCUCCUUCCCUGGGUGGGGACCUGCUACCUACUGUAACGGUCGAGCUUGCCACGGGGUGGAGGUGGUGUACGUGUUCCACACCGCCUACCUGGCCAACUUCACCUUCACGCCAGACGAGGAGCUGCUGAGCUCAAGCAUGAUGACCUACUGGACCAACUUCGCCUGGACCGGCGACCCCAACCGUCAGCCCGCUGGUUGGCUGCCCGCCAGACCACGUGACCUUCAACCUGCUAGACGGCGACCGACGAAACCGGAAGUUGUGAGAUCAGGUCAAAGCGAUGUCUCGUUGUUCGAAAUCCUGCAGCCCGGGGGACGGGGCGGGGGAGUCACGUGUGCUGCAGACGUUCUAGAGUGGCCCAGGUACAGCAGCACCACCGGCUGGCAGGCCAUGUAUUUCCAGACUCCAGUCAACCGAAUCGUCUCCAACUACAACGACAAGCUUUGUACUUUUUGGGACGGUAUUGGCUACGGUAGAGUUCGGUAGGCGAACCAUGUAUCUGUUAAAAGGAGAAAAAGUUAAAAAGAAGUCUCAAAAAUGUUUUGAUUUACUUGAGCAUUGCAAAAUUGUGGGUGUUUAUAAAUUAGAGUUUUUUUUAUUGGUGUAUUUAUAAAUUUUAAAAGCAUUAUGAUUUAUAAUAAUAAACUGAAUUUGAUCUUCUUAAGUAAAAUGCUGUUUGAUAAUUUAAAGAACAGCCUCAAUUUUUUACAUUUAUUUGAAUAUCCAGUAAAAAAAAUAAUUAUAAAAUAAAAUCUAGGCACAAAAUUGUGUUGUGUAUGUUGUUCCCGUAGGUCUGUCGGCUUUUUCUCAGUCGGUCUUGUCCAUCCACAUUGUGAGUUGUUGACGUAUCGCGUCUAUGUUGACCUUAUUACCUUGUCGUCUUUUUCUCUGUCGGCCUUGUCCAUCCACAUUGUGAGUUGUUGACGUAUUACGUCUAUGUUGACCUUAUUACCUUGUCGGCAUUUGGUCUUGAUCCUAUGCUUGUUAUGCAAUGAACGUGAUUAAUGUAGGCAGGAAGGAUGGUUGAGCUAUUGUUUAGAUGAGUUGAGUUCAGCAAAUCAUAUCAGCAGUAAGGAUGGUUGAACUAUUUUUGCGAUGAGUUGAGUUCAGCAAAUCAUAUCAGCAGUAAGGAUGGUUCAACUAUUGUUGCGAUGAGUUGAGGGCAGCAAAUCAUAAUAUCAACUAUGUGUUUUUCCAGUUUCAUGUUGAUGUAAAUCUUGUAUUAGAAAAACACGACAAAAAACAAACUGAGUAGGUCGGGGCAUUCAAUUAAAUUUAACUUAAUUCUGUUAAAUGUUUUAAGUAUAAUGGAAUAAAAACCUACAUAAUUCAAACUAAAUGUUUUUAAAUUUUAUUAAUUUUAUGUUGGUUUGCACUUGCU
Physella acuta is the source of this 2845-nucleotide messenger RNA. Its product is annotated as cAMP-regulated D2 protein. Lineage: Eukaryota; Metazoa; Mollusca; Gastropoda; Physidae. The record is from RefSeq and is a predicted model, not a curated record.